Lagenorhynchus albirostris (white-beaked dolphin) is the source of this 2815-nucleotide messenger RNA. It is a transcript of the gene ZDHHC14, whose product is annotated as zinc finger DHHC-type palmitoyltransferase 14. NCBI's taxonomy places the organism in Eukaryota, Metazoa, Chordata, Mammalia, Artiodactyla, Delphinidae. Gene Ontology annotation, cellular component: Golgi apparatus; endoplasmic reticulum. The record is from RefSeq and is a predicted model, not a curated record. The transcript is spliced from 9 exons. Bases 457 to 1935 code for a protein of 492 amino acids. Gene Ontology annotation, biological process: peptidyl-L-cysteine S-palmitoylation; protein targeting to membrane. Gene Ontology annotation, molecular function: protein-cysteine S-palmitoyltransferase activity.
CGGGGCCGCCGCCUCGUGUCGCCUCUGGGCGCAGCGCUCGGGGGUCGGCGGGCCAGAGCCGAGGCGCGGCCGGAGGGCCGGGGGCUGCGGGGCCGAGCGAGCGGCUGUGCGAGGGGGAGGGCGCACGGCAAGCACUGGGGCGACUGGGCAGCCCCCCGCGCCCCGCGGGGUCCCGGAGCCCCAGCACGCGGGCUGGAAGCGACUGAGGACCGUCGCCGCGGGCUGCGGGCGAGCACCGUCCCUCUAGGCAGGGGAUCCGGCUAUGACAGCUGGGCUCCCCAAAGGGUUAACCUGGGUGUCCUCGGCAAAGUUGUCGCCGAGCCGGGAGCCCGCGUAGGGGCCGCGGCGCCGAGGCUCUGGGGGCGGCCGGGCGGCCGGCGGCGGUCGUGGCUCGGCGGGGGCCGCGCGGCCGGGGGGCUGCUGGGGGUGUGCGCCCCCAGCCGGCUGCCCUCGUGGAUGCCUCCCGGCGGCGGCGGGCCCAUGAAAGACUGCGAGUACAGUCAGAUCAGCACCCACAGCUCCUCCCCCAUGGAGUCGCCCCACAAGAAGAAGAAAAUCGCGGCCCGGAGGAAAUGGGAGGUUUUCCCGGGAAGAAACAAGUUCUUCUGCAACGGGAGGAUCAUGAUGGCCCGGCAGACGGGCGUCUUCUACCUGACUCUCAUCCUCAUCCUGGUCACUAGCGGACUCUUCUUCGCCUUCGACUGUCCGUAUCUAGCAGUGAAAAUCACCCCUGCUAUCCCCGUGGUCGGUGGCAUUCUGUUCUUCUUUGUGAUGGGGACCCUGCUGCGCACCAGCUUCAGCGACCCUGGCGUCCUUCCGCGAGCCACACCUGACGAAGCCGCCGACCUGGAAAGGCAAAUAGGUAACCCUGAAGAUAUCGCAAACGGCACCAGUUCAGGGGGGUACCGCCCACCUCCCAGAACCAAGGAAGUCAUCAUCAAUGGCCAGACUGUGAAACUUAAAUAUUGUUUCACCUGCAAGAUUUUCCGGCCCCCUCGUGCCUCUCAUUGUAGCCUUUGCGAUAACUGCGUAGAACGAUUUGAUCACCACUGUCCCUGGGUAGGCAACUGUGUGGGGAAAAGAAACUACAGAUUUUUUUAUAUGUUUAUUUUAUCUCUGUCUUUUCUGACAGUCUUUAUAUUUGCAUUCGUUAUCACCCACGUCAUUCUUCGUUCACAGCAAGCAGGAUUCCUAAAUGCUCUUAAGGACAGUCCUGCAAGCGUGCUGGAGGCCGUGGUCUGCUUCUUCUCCGUCUGGUCCAUCGUGGGGCUCUCGGGUUUCCACACGUACCUGAUCAGCUCCAACCAGACCACAAAUGAAGACAUUAAAGGAUCUUGGUCAAAUAAAAGAGGUAAAGAGAAUUACAACCCCUACAGCUACGGAAAUAUCUUUACAAAUUGCUGUGUUGCCCUGUGUGGGCCCAUUUCUCCAAGCCUCAUUGACAGAAGAGGGUACAUCCAGCCUGACACCCCACGGCCAGCCGCACCCUCCAACGGGAUGGCCGCGUACGGGGCCACACAGUCACAGAGCGAUACGUGCGACCAAGACCAGUGCAUUCAGAGCACCAAAUUCGUUUUGCAGGCCGCGGCCACGCCCCUGCUGCAGAGCGAGCCCAGCCUAGCCAGCGAUGAGCUGCACCUGCCCGGGAAGCCGGGCCUGGGCACGCCCUGCGCCAGCCUGACGCUGGGGCAGCCCACGCCGCCCUCCUCCAUGCCCAACCUCGCCGCCGAGGCCGCGCUCACAGACAUACUGCCCCUGAAAGAGGAGCACGUGGGCCACCAGUUCCUGACCCCGGAGGAAGCGCCCUCGCCGCCCGGGAUGUUGGCGGGCAGCCCGCUGGCGCACAGCCGCACCAUGCACGUCCUGGGCCUCGCCAGCCAGGACUCUCUGCACGAGGAUUCGGUGCGCGGCCUGGUGAAGCUCAGCUCCGUGUGACCGCGGGACCCCGGCCCGGGGGCUGCAGACAGCAGGAGCGACGGACGGACGGCCCCACCGCGACUUCCGGCGACCCAGUGCCGGGGUGGCCACGACGACUGCAGGUCCUGAGGCAGGAAGAGCCCUGGGAGAAAAAUCGGAUCCCCCUCUGAUGGCAGAGGCAGGCAGGACCCAAAGGCUGGCAGCUUGGUUCCAUUUGAAUUUUCUGCCCCACCCUGACCAUUCUGAUAACGGUGGAAACAGAGACGUAGCUGUUUUCAGGUGUUUGGAAUAUGGAGGGUGGACGUGGGGAGGGAGGAGCCUCCCGGGGCCCCCAGUCGGAGUCUGGGCGGAGAGGAGGCUGCCUGGGCGUUCCUCUUGCUGUUCUGGGACAGAUACACGGAAGGUUUAUGACACUUGUGGCCGGACUGAAAUUGCACUUAAGUGUUAUGCUACUAAUAUUUGAAACAGACAUGCCAUUCCAUUUGUUAAUUUAAGAAAAACCUAAAGGGAAACAAUGACCAGAUGUGGACUUGCAUGCCACGCUGCAGUCUGUUCACGGUGAUGAUGGUAUUGAAAGGCAACUGCUGCUUUCUUUCUUCUUCUUUUUUUUUUUCUUUAAUUUUGUGAAUUCUCAAGUGCUGUUUUAUGGGAAGACAGUGCAACAAACCAAGACUAAUGGACCACGCCAUCCGUCGCCAGCUUCUUCAGCUUAAUUCUACAUGGGUAGGUGGCGCGCCUGGGCUGCGGAGGGCUGCCGGGGUUUUAUCCCAUCAAGCAUCAGUUAACCUUCUGUUUAGUAGUUAGCCGAGGUGUUGUGUUGUACCACACCUGCCACAGUCUUCACCUCCUUGUGUGACCAAACUCCUGUGGACAGCCAAUAAAAGGACGUCCUCUGUUA